Molecule: messenger RNA, 3614 nt
Organism: Astyanax mexicanus (Mexican tetra)
Lineage: Eukaryota; Metazoa; Chordata; Actinopteri; Characiformes; Acestrorhamphidae
Gene: gja8a
Product: gap junction protein alpha 8 paralog a
Exons: 2
Coding region: 224-2473 (749 amino acids)
Biological process (GO): cell communication
Cellular component (GO): connexin complex
Source: RefSeq, a predicted model, not a curated record
UGCAUAAAGGGUGUCUGGCUGCAAGCUUAGGUUCUGCAGCUGCUGAAAAGCAGCCAUCACAGCCCAUCCGCUCACAUCUGCUCAGUGGGGCGACAAGGACUCGCACUGAGGCAGCCAGGACAAGAGCAGUUCACUAUAGCCUCCUGGCUAAAAGAAGAGACGGAGCACCACGUCAACCCAACUGCACUGGAGCCACCACGAGACCAAGAUUUAACAGAGAACCAUGGGAGACUGGAGUUUCUUAGGUAAUAUUUUAGAGGAAGUGAACGAACACUCGACUGUGAUUGGCCGCGUUUGGCUCACGGUGCUCUUCAUCUUCCGUAUUCUGAUUCUGGGCACGGCGGCGGAGUUCGUCUGGGGCGACGAACAGUCCGAUUACGUGUGUAACACCGAGCAGCCUGGUUGUGAGAAUGUUUGUUACGAUGAAGCUUUCCCUAUCUCUCACAUCCGGCUUUGGGUUCUGCAGAUCAUCUUCGUUUCCACACCUUCGCUGGUCUACGUCGGCCAUGCUGUCCAUCACAUGCACAUGGAGGAAAAGCGCAAAGAGCGGGAGGAAGCAGAGCUGAGCCGGCAGCAGGAAAUGAACGAGGAACGGCUUCUUCCUGUAGCAGCAGAUCAGGGAAGCGUUCGCACCACCAAGGAGACGAGCACUAAAGGGAACAAGAAGUUUCGCCUGGAGGGUACUCUACUGCGCACCUACGUCUGCCAUAUCAUCUUUAAGACCCUGUUUGAGGUGGGCUUCGUGGUUGGACAGUAUUUUCUUUAUGGCUUUCGCAUCCUUCCCCUGUACAAGUGCAGUCGCUGGCCCUGUCCAAACACAGUGGACUGCUUUGUUUCACGUCCCACCGAGAAGACCGUCUUCAUCAUCUUCAUGUUGGCAGUCGCCUGCGUCUCACUCUUCCUCAACUUUGUGGAAAUUAUCCAUCUGGGAUUGAAGAAGGUUCGCUUCAUGUUCCGCCAGCCGGCUCCAGCUCAGAUCGAGAGCCUGGGUCCUCCUGAGAGAUCCCUGCCUUUCCUCUUUACUCCUCCCAUCCAGAAAGCUAAAGGCUACAGACCUCUUGAAGAAGACUUUAAAGAAGAAGAGGUUGCACACAUCUACCCACUGGCCGAGGUGGUCAUGGAAGUAGGUCCUCCACCACCUGCAGCUUUGCAGGAAGUGGAAGAGAAGCGCAUGCAAGAAACAGCAGUGCCUACAGCCCCGGCAUUGGAGGAGACAGUAAUCUGCGACAAGACAGUAAACUAUGAUGAGACAAUCCCAUCCUUUACACAGGUCACAGACAUGCUACUUGAGAUACCGCAAGAAGAAGAAGAAGAGGAUAUGUGUAGAAAAGGAGAUGAGGUAGAUUCAAAUAGUGUUAAGAUUGCGAUUCCAGUGGAAGAGCAUUCUGAAAAAGGUACUGUGGAGGAACCAUUAAGAAUAGAUGAUGUUAAAAAGGAGGAACAAAGUGAACAAAAUCUAAAUCUAGAAGACAUCUCAAGCCAAGAGACGGAUGUGAUGGAUGAAAAGAUAGACAUAGACGUAGAGAUAGAGAGUGCAUCUCAACAGAUUCAGCCUGUUGAGCAGCAAAAGGCUGAGGAAGAGGUGAAAGAGGUAAAGGAGGUUGUAGAAGCUGCAUUGGAAAAGCCAAAGAUAGAGAUUGAACCAGAGAUAGAGAUUGAACCAUAUACAGAGAUUGAACCAGAGACAGAGAUUGAACCAUAUACAGAGAUUGAACCAGAGAUAGAGAUUGAACCAGAGAUAGAGAUUGAACCAUAUACAGAGAUUGAACCAGAGACAGAGAUUGAACCAGAGACAGAGAUUGAACCAAAGACAGAGAUUGAGGAACUUGUUGAGGUACAAGUUUGUACAUUAGACACUGCAGAGUCAAUGAAAGGUGGGAGCUUACCUGAUGUUGUAGACGUGGGGACGGAAGUAGACUUAUUGGAAAGAGAGAACAUUGUAGGACCAGUGGAGGAACCUUUAGAUGAGGUCAAAUCUCUUGGUGGCGAUCGGAAUGAAGUUGAAAAGAUCAAGGAUUCAGACAGAAUGGAAAGUAUUGAAGAUGCACCCACUUCUUCUACUUUUGAAGAGGUAAUAGCAGUAAAAGAAUUAGAAAAUUCACCCAAAACAGAGUCUAUAGAUAAUGUUACUAUUGAUAUUGAGAAAGUGGACGUUUUAGCUGAUGUUGUGGACGAUGUUGUGGGAAAGGUGCAUGCUUUUAGUGAAAUGAGCAAUCCAGAGGAGAUCAAAAGCUCUACAAGUAUAGAUAGUCUGGGGAAGACUGAAUGCCCUGAAAUAGUUGAGAGUCCUGAAAAAGUUGAAAGUCCAGAACUGGAGGUUAAUCUGCAGGAACUGGAAGUUCUGGAACAGGUGGUUGCGGUUCCUAUUGUAGCACUUGAAUUGGCGACAACAGAGACGCUGGAGGACACGAGACCCUUGAGUCGCAUUAGCAAAGGAAGCAGCAGAGCCAGGUCAGACGAUCUAACCAUAUAAAUGAUUAACUUUUAAAGAAAGAAAGUAUAGAAAAAUAUUAUUUUCUGUGCUAAUUUAUGGGAAGUACUAAUACAGUAUGUAUUUUUUCAAGCAAAAUCAUUGUUUUGUUGAUAGUCCUUAAAAAUAUAAGGGCAAAUUAGUAUAGUAACAUAGUUAGAUUAAUUCCUAGUUAAAAUAAAGUACAAUUUUUCCCAUUUAAAUUAGGUUAUUAAAGAUAAUAUGGGAGUUUGAAUUAAAAGCACUAGCUGUCUUUUUAAGGGACGUGUCGUUCACUGUAAACAGCUUUCUAACCAAACUGUUUUGUCAGGGCUAGUCCAAGUUUCAAAACUAUUAUGUCUUUUUUUUUACUUCAAUCCAUUACACAGUGCAAGCUGUCAUCUUUAAUUUGUUUGUCCAUAAUGGUAAUGAUAAUGAUGUUAAUUUAUUAUAAUAUAUAUUAUAUAUUUAUUUUAUACAUAUUCAUAACAUUUAAAAUGACUGAACUGUGCAAAAUUCUAACAUUAUUCUGAGUAACAUGUCUGUUGAUUAAAAAUACUGUUAAAUAAAAACUCCAAAUAAAUCCCAAGAAACCAAAUUUAUUUCUGUUUUUGAAUUGAUUUUUGAAUUAUUUUAUAGAACUGAGCAAUCAAACAAAUAAACAAGAAAGAUGAUAGAUCAGAGGACUUAAUUUGAUAAUUUUGUUAUUUAUUUGUAAUGUAAAAGAGACUUUUUGAGUUCACUGAGUUAAUAUUUUUAUACUUGUCUUUCUGAAGCAGUUUUAAUAUGAAAAUUUAAAAGGUUUUAAAAUUGAAAACUGUGCUCCCAUUGCCUCCAUUGAGCAAAUCCCUCUUCUCUGCUAAAGUAAACUUUGUGGUCAUGAUGAUAAUGAUAAUAUCCAAUCAGCACAAUGUAUUGUUCGUCUGCAGAUAAUAAUAAGUAUUGUUUAAGAACUGUUUAAUAGUCUUGUUUCAUACAUGUUUUUAAUUAUUAAGAAAACAAUAAAUUGGGGACAAAAAAUUAAUAAAUGGAGCUCACAAUUACAGUAAUUUACAGUAAUUCAGAGGGUUAUUUAUGUACAAACAGUGAUUUACUCAGUUCUGUUGGUUUAAACUGUGACUAUAUAAAGUGGAAUAAAGGUUCCGGUGCUCAUUUUCUCUGGUCU